Messenger RNA from Varanus komodoensis (Komodo dragon), 4188 nucleotides. It is a transcript of the gene CRB1, whose product is annotated as crumbs cell polarity complex component 1. The transcript is spliced from 12 exons. The record is from RefSeq and is a predicted model, not a curated record. Gene Ontology annotation, molecular function: calcium ion binding. Gene Ontology annotation, cellular component: plasma membrane; protein-containing complex. The coding region runs from base 1 to 4188 and encodes 1395 amino acids. Lineage: Eukaryota; Metazoa; Chordata; Lepidosauria; Squamata; Varanidae. Gene Ontology annotation, biological process: heterophilic cell-cell adhesion; establishment or maintenance of epithelial cell apical/basal polarity.
AUGGCGGAAGUGGAGACCUUUUUGAAAGAAUCGCUAUGUGUGAAAGAUGGUCCAGGGUGCCCGUCCAGCUCUUGCCAAAAGGAGUGUGCGGGUGCCGAUGCCGCGGGCCAUGGUUGCCACUGCCCAGACUUGCCAGGUGAGCCCUUGGCUGAUGACUGUGCCACAAAACCGGCUGCCAACCCUUGUGCCUCCAGCCCUUGCCUUCAUAAUGCCACCUGUUCAAGCACUGAAGGGAACCUCAGCUUUACCUGUGACUGCCCCGUGGGGUACACUGGAACUACCUGUGAAAAUGCCACCAGUGGGUGUGACCCACAUUUCUGCAGGCAUGGGGGCACUUGCCACGAGGGGCCUGCGGGCCUCACCUGCCUCUGCACUGAAGGAUACACGGGUGCCCGCUGCGAAACGGACACGGACGAAUGCCUUUCCAACCCCUGCCUCAACGGAGCUCUGUGCAGGGACAGGAGCAGUGGCUAUUCCUGCUACUGUGUCCCAGGCUACCAAGGGAAGCACUGUGACCUGGAAGUGAAUGAAUGUGCUUCCGAGCCUUGCCUGAACGGCGCCACAUGCCUGGACAUGAUAGGCAAGUAUGACUGCCUUUGCCCUCUUGAGUACACAGGUGUCAACUGUGAGUUGGAAAUCGACGAGUGUUUGUCCCAGCCUUGUCUGAACGGUGGAACCUGUCAUGACAGUCUUGGGGGCUACUACUGCUCCUGCCCACUUGGAUUCCUCGGUGAUCUCUGUGCCAUCAACACUGAUGAGUGUGCAAGUCAGCCCUGUCUCAACGGGGGACAGUGCGUAGAUGCUGUCAAUGGGUACAGCUGCAACUGCACAGACAGCGGCUUUAUGGGUCUGCACUGUGAAAUGCUAGUUCCUCUCUGCUGGUCGCAGCCAUGCCAUAACAAUGCUACCUGUGAGGACAGAGCGGAGAGUUUCAUCUGCCACUGCUGGCCAGGCUAUAUGGGAUCUCGCUGUGAAAUUGACAUGAAUGAGUGCAGCAGCAAUCCUUGCCUCCAGGGGAGCGUGUGUGUGGAACUGUCAUGGUCAAACUGGUAUGGAAGGAUUCCAGAACUGCCUUCAGAAUUCAGCUACCGUAGAGCAUCUGGUUAUGUUUGCAACUGUCCUGUUGGAUUCACAGGCAUUCACUGUGAAGAAGACAUCAAUGAAUGUCACAUGAACCCUUGCCAAAAUGGUGGGACGUGUGAGAAUGUCCUUGGAAAUUAUACCUGCCGUUGUCCUGCUGGAGAGGAAGACAAGCUAUUUUAUGGUGGAUGGAACUGUACAGAAGUCCUCCUCGGCUGCAUUCAGCACAAAUGCCAAAACGGGGGGCUGUGCAUUCCUCACUUACAAAAUGGACAGCACACUUUUAGCUGCAUAUGUUCAAAUGGAUAUACUGGAGUUCAGUGUGAAACCGCAACCACGUUGUCCUUUCAGGGAAAUGGGUUCCUUCAGGUUAACAGCAUCACAAACCCUACGCAGGACUUUUUCUACAACAUAAGCCUUCGCUUUCUGACUGUUCAGCCGAGAACUUUGCUAUUUUUUCGAGGGGACAAAGAGACAUUUGUGAUGCUGGAGCUACUGAAGGGCUACCUACACUUAUCGGUGCAAGUCAAUAACCACUCAAAAGUCUUUUUGCAUGUAGCAUACAAUGUCAGUGAUGGGGAAUGGCAUUCAUUAGAAGUAACCAUAGCAAGAGACGUGACUCUUAAAUUGCACGACACCUCUUGCACAGAAACAUGCCUCAGCCGAACUGCUGCCACAAUAGAUAGCGAUCAGCCAUGGUCUGCCUUUCAGAGCACAUUUUUUGGUGGCUUGCCUGCGGGGAACAGGAGUGGUGACUCCUUUCCUAACAUCCAUAAUAUGCAUUCUGCACCUUCAUUUGUAGGCUGCCUUCAGGACAUUGAGAUAGACCAGAUCAUGGUUAUCCCAGAGAACGUGUCAUCGAACUCCUCUUUAAAUGUCAAGGAAGGCUGCAUUAGAAAGGAUUGGUGUGAGCACCACCCUUGCCACAACAAGGGGCGCUGCAUCAACUUGUGGCUGAGCUAUCAGUGUGACUGCUACCGGCCCUAUGCUGGUCCAACCUGUGCUGCAGAAUACAUCCCAGGAAGAUUUGGACAUGAAGAAUCUGUAGGAUAUGCUGCUUUUCCCAUAGAGGGCAGUGACCACAAAAAUGAGACAAUAUCCAUGUUUGUCCGGACACGCAAGCCUUCUGGCUUGUUGCUUUCUCUGAAAAAAAGCACAAUCCUACUUUUUCAGGUGUGGCUGGAAGGUGGGAAGCUUGUGAUGUCAAGUCCAAGCUCCAGAAAAGUUUUUGGAAAACAGACUGUGAAUGAUGGAAAUUUCUAUUUAAUAUCCUUAAAAAUGGAGCCAAAUAAGACAGAGUUGUUCCAAUCAUCACAAAAUCUGGGCUAUAUUUCAACACCCAUCCUAACAAUCCAGAGUGGGGAUAUUAUCUACAUCGGUGGAUUGCCAGAUGUCCAAGAAACCAAUGUCAGCGGUGGGUAUUUCAAAGGCUGCAUCCAAGAUUUAAGACUGAGCAACCAGCCACUGGAAUUCUUCCCAAUCACUCCCUCAUUGGAUUCUGUCAUCGGCAAGCCCACGUUCAUCAACAUAGCCCCAGGCUGUGCAGGAGACAACCUCUGCAAGUCCAACCCCUGCUGGAAUGGGGGUGUCUGCUAUUCUGUUUGGGAUGACUUCACUUGCACCUGCCCACCAAACACAGCCGGGAAAGCAUGUGAGAAAGUGGAAUGGUGUGAGCUCAGUCCUUGCCCCCACGAAGCACGCUGCCAGCUGGUGCAUCAAGGAUAUGAAUGUCUUGCCAAUGCUGUUUUCAGUGGCAGAAGCAGCGCGAUCUUUUAUAGAAGCAAUGGGAAGAUCAGAAGAGAUCUCACUCACAUCACCUUCAGCUUUCGGACUCGAGACUCCAAUGUGAUGCUGCUUUAUGCAGAAAAGGAGCCAGAGUUCAUCAGCAUCAGCAUCCAGAAUACCAAAUUGCUGCUUCAGCUGCAAAGUGGCAACAGUUUCUAUACACUGAGCCUUUCUAGCGCACGGGCAGUGAAUGAUGGGAAGUGGCACCAGGUGACCUUCAAGAUGACAGAACCCUUGUCUCAGUCAUCCAGGUGGUGCAUUGAUUUAGAUGAGGCCAAAGACAGCACAACCAGUGCUGUUGCCACAGGGAACCUUAAUUUCCUGAGGGAUGAGACAGACAUCUAUCUCGCCGACAAAGCGUUCGACCACUUGGAUGGACUGAGAGGAUGCAUGAGCACUGUAGACAUUGGUGGCAUCCACCUCUCCUACUUUGACCCUGCUGAUGGCUACACUAAAAAACCCCAAGAGGAGCAGUUCCUCAAGGUUUCCGCCAACACUGUGGUCACCGGCUGCAUGGAGUUGGAUGCCUGCCUCUCUAGUCCUUGCAUGCACGGCGGGAAAUGUGAGGAUGACUACGCUUACUAUCAUUGCACGUGCGCUGAGGGAUGGACCGGAAGCCACUGUGAAAUCAACAUUGAUGAAUGCGCAUCCAACCCUUGCGCACAUGGGAAUUGCAGCGACCGUACGGCAUCGUAUGUGUGUCUCUGUGAGUCUGGAUACAUGGGCGCAAGGUGUGAGGAAGACAUUGAUGACUGCCUUGGCCAUCUCUGUGCAAAUGGGGCUACCUGCCUGGAUGGAAUUAACAGUUAUUCCUGCCUCUGCGCGGGGAAUUUCACCGGAAGGUAUUGCAGACGGAUACGGCUGCCUUCCACAGUGUGUGGGAAUCAGAACAGAAAUCUGACCUGUUACAACUACGGGAACUGUACGGAGCUCCAAGGACACCUGGAAUGCUUGUGUCUCCCAGGCUUCACAGGACAGCGAUGUGAGGUGGACAUCAAUGAGUGCCGCUCUGACCCGUGCCUCAAUGGGGGCCUCUGCCAGAACCAGCUCAACAAAUUCCACUGCAUCUGUGACGUCAACUAUGCUGGCGACCGCUGCGAGAUAGACUUGACAACAGACCUGGCCUCCAGUAUAUUCACCUCCAUUGGGUCAGUAACACUGGCUUUGCUACUGAUUUUCCUACUGGCCGGCACAGUUUCCAUUGUAACUGCCAACAAACGUGCCACCCAAGGGACCUACAGCCCCAGCCGGCAGGAGAAAGAAGGAUCACGAGUCGAAAUGUGGGACAUAGUGCAACCCCCGCCCAUGGAAAGGCUGAUCUAA